AUGCGAAGACUUUCAAAACCCAGCCGUCAUGAAACUUCUUCAAAAGACACGUCUCCCAAAGACCGCCGAAUUUUUUUCAAAAAAUCUCCUACAGUAAAAAAGCCUACACAUCCAUUAAACAGUUCUCAACAUGCAACCCCUCGCCGAUCUACCAAAGGAGCCACCAUUGAGCUGAAGCCAAAAAAAGCUGCAAAACGAAUAAACCUUAAUUUAACAGGUGUGCCUACCUUACAAUUAGGGAAAGUUACAUCACCAGCAGUCAGCACAAAAAAGCAUCAGCUUUCAACGACUAGGGUUCAUAAAAGAACCCUCAGUGACGGUGUGCCUGAUUUCAAUGCGACUGAAAGCUCUUUGCUUAAUAAUACAGUAAAGAGUUUUAAAAAGCCGUCAACUUCAAGAAAGCCAGGCACUAAGCAGGUUGAUUGAGGAGCUGCUACACAUUCUUUAUUAAAAAACCAUGCUUUAAUGCAAAAUUUUAUAUGCUUUUUGGGUUUAAAUAGAUUUUUUUUUAAUAUGAAAUGUCGUUUUCACCAAAUUUAACCAGCACAAUAUAGAAGAAAAUCCUGAAAAAAUGUGGAAAAGUCUUAAACUCCCAGCAAGCCCAGGAACUAUUUUAAAAUCAUUUAUAAAAGAAUUAACCACAUAUGAGCAAGGUGAAAUUUUAGGAUAUCAUGAAAUAUACUAUAUAGGAAUUGGGGCGAAAAAAACUAAGCCAGACCCAUCCUCUUGCUCUCCUAAUGUAGGCUACGAUGAUGAAAGAGGAGAUUAUAAUAUAGUUAUAGGAGAUCACAUAGCCUUUCGCUAUGAAGUUGUAGACGUUUUAGGCCGAGGUAGCUUUGGGCAAGUCCUAAAAGUCCUUGACCACAAGUCAGGUGACGAAUUUGCCCUAAAAAUCAUCAGAAAUAAAAGCCGAUUUCACCAGCAAGCCGCAGUAGAAAUUGAAGUUUUAAGCUAUUUAAAAGAAAAAGAUCCAAAAGAAAGCCACGCGAUUGUCCAUAUCCAGGACUAUUUUACAUUUAGGAAACACAUUGUAAAUGAUAUUUAGUGUAUUGCUUUUGAGCUUUUGUCAAUCAAUUUGUAUGAAUUUAUCAAAAGCAACCAGUUCAAAGGCCUGAGUAUGAAUUUGAUAAGAAGAUUUGCAGUGCAAAUUUUACAAGCAUUAGAGCUGCUUGAGAGGUUACAGAUAAUUCAUUGUGAUUUAAAGCCAGAAAAUAUAUUAUUAAAGGAGUCUGCGCAUUCUGCUAUAAAAGUGAUUGAUUUUGGCUCUUCUUGUUUUACUAGUAAAAGAGUAUACACCUAUAUACAGAGCAGAUUUUAUAGGGCGCCUGAAAUUAUUUUGGGUAUUUCUUAUUCGACAGCUAUUGAUAUGUGGAGCUUUGGCUGCAUUUUGGUGGAGCUUUAUACUGGGUAUCCAUUAUUCCCAGGCGAAAGUGAAGCUGAGCAGCUUUUAUGCAUAAUGGAAGUGCUAGGCCUCCCAUCAGAAUCAGCAUUUGAAAAAUCUACUAGAGCCAGGCUAUUUUUCGAAAAAAAUGGAGAGCCAAAAAUAGCCCCGAAUUCUAGAGGAAAAAUUCGCUAUCCAAAUAGCAAAAAUUUGGAUAAUAUUUUGAGAGGAGCUGAUAAAACUUUUAUUAGACUUGUCAAGCAAUGUUUUGAGUGGGAUCCUGAUAAAAGAAUAACGGCUUCUGAAGCUCUCGAGCAUGAGUGAAUUCAAGAAGCGUAUAAUAAGAACGGCUCAAAGCAUAAUACCAGCAGGGGAGGCAGUGCACAGCCGCAUCAAGGCCAUACAUCUAGGCAUAUUUGCUUACUUAAAUUACUUAUCGGGGAAAUUCUGCAGACACGAAUACUACUAUUCGCAUCUUCGCUUGCAAGUCUGGAUACAGUCUUCAGCUGUUAGCCUCGCAGACGAGGGACCAUAUCGCACUCUAUAUUCAGAAACGCUUGACAUGCCACGAGUCAAAAGAGCUAGCUUUCCAAAAAUUAAUUUUCAGGUCGAGUUGUGGACCAAAAUGAAACUCGAAGCCCAAGAGACAAAGCCUAUUAUUACGCUAUGGAUUGUCAAUUGGCAAAAAACCUCCAUCUAGCCCUUGCUGGGCAUCUCAUUUCCAACUCUAAAUUCCACCUCCCCUCGGCAAGGGCACUGUUUGGAUGUGAGUUAAAGUUGUCCAGCCAAGUGCUGUCACUCCAUCAAAUUCGCCAAAACUGGCCCAGACACAAAUUUCUGAAUACUAUUCUCUCAUCAGCAAGCCUUCCCGGCAACAGGUGUUAAAAGAACAGGUUGGCUCGCCAUUUUAAUAUAUAUUACAUCAAGACAUGCAUAUAAAGCAAGUUUAGGUGAAACUACAAUUAACCCAAGCUUCCAGAAUUCGAUUUUAACAAAUCGAAAGCCAAGGCUUCAGAACUCGUUUUUAAUACCAGGAUAA
This is a messenger RNA of Blepharisma stoltei, 2420 nucleotides long. The record is from the annotation of a GenBank genome assembly. Lineage: Eukaryota; Ciliophora; Heterotrichea; Heterotrichida; Blepharismidae.